CCGGCCACUUCCAGUCACGUGACUGAUGCCUGGGAAAGGCGCAUGCGCUCUCACUCCAGACCCGGCGUUCGUAGAAGAGCAGCAUCUGUACCAGGUGAAAACGGUUAAGGAACAAUCUGAAAUUGAAUUCAGGAAGAAUAUAGAGGUGGUAAUAAUAGGUAAAAGAAUGUCCAGCAAGGAAGUGAAGACUGCUCUAAAAAGUGCUAGAGAUGCAAUCAGGAACAAAGAAUAUAAAGAAGCUUUGAAACAUUGUAAGACAGUGUUAAAACAGGAGAAAAAUAACUAUAAUGCCUGGGUUUUUAUUGGUGUUGCUGCAGCUGAACUAGAACAACCUGAUCAGGCCCAGGGUGCCUAUAAAAAAGCUGCUGAAUUAGAGCCAGACCAAUUACUAGCUUGGCAGGGGUUGGCAAACUUGUAUGAGAAAUGUAAUCACAUAAAUGCUAAGGAUGACUUACUUGGUGUUUACCAAAAGCUCCUGGAUCUUUAUGAAAGUGUUGACAAACAGAAGUGGUGUGAUGUCUGCAAGAAACUAGUGGAUCUAUAUUACCAAGAAAAGAAACACCUAGAGGUGGCACGAACAUGGCACAAGUUGAUAAAGACGCGGCAGGAAGAAGGCGCAGACAACCAAGAACUUCAUCAACUAUGGAGAAAGCUGACGCAGUUCCUGGCUGAAAGUACAGAGGACCAGAAUAAUGAAACCCAGCAAUUGCUUUUAACUGCUUUUGAGAAUGCACUGGGAUUAUCAGAUAAGAUUCCUAGUGAAGAUCACCAAAUACUUUAUAGGCAUUUCAUUCAGAGUUUAUCCAAAUUUCCUCAUGAGACUGCUAGAUUGAAGAAGGCCUGUGAAGGAAUGAUAAGCAUCUAUCCUACUGUACAGUAUCCAUUAGAAGUGCUUUGUUUGCAUUUAAUUGAAUCAGGAAAUCUUACUGAUGAGGGACAGCAGUAUUGUUGUAGAUUAGUAGAAAUGGAUUCAAAAAGUGGUCCAGGCCUCAUUGGCUUAGGCAUUAAAGCAUUACAAGACAAAAAGUAUGAAGAUGCUGUUAGGAACCUAACAGAAGGAUUAAAGGAAAGCCCUCUCUGCACAACUGGAUGGUUUCAUCUGGCAGAAGCCCAAGUCAAAAUACAUAGACCUAAAGAAGCUAUUCUUUCAUGCAGUCAAGCUCUGAAGGUCAUAGAUAAUCAUGGUGCGUCUGGUGGCAGUCUUUACCAGAGGAAUCUUUGUCUUCGUUUGAAAGCAGAGGCUUUGAUUAAACUUUCAGAUUAUGAAUCUUCAGAGGAAGCAAUUUGUACUCUCGAUCAGGUUUCCGAUGCAGAUAAUAUCCCAGGACUUUUGGUUCUCAAAAGCUUAGCCUAUCGGAACAAAGGUUCAUUAGAUGAAGCUGCAAAGAUUAUGGAAGACCUUCUUUCUUCUUACCCUGACCUAGCUGAAGUUCAUGCCCUUGAGGCUUUGAUUCAUUUCACCAAAAAGGACUAUCUACAAGCAGAAAAAUGUUUUCAGAGAGCUCUUGAGAAAGAUACUGAAGUUGCGGAAUAUCAUUACCAACUGGGAUUAACAUAUUGGUUCAUGGGCGAAGAGACAAGAAAAGAUAAAACAAAGGCUCUUACCCACUUUCUGAAGGCUGCAAGACUGGAUACAUAUAUGGGCAAAGUUUUCUGCUAUUUAGGUCAUUAUUACAGAGAUGUAGUGGGAGAUAAAAACAGAGCUCGUGGAUGUUAUAGGAAAGCCUUUGAAUUAGAUGACACUGAUGCUGAAUCUGGAGCUGCAGCGGUUGACCUAAGUGUGGAGCUUGAAGAUAUGGAAACUGCUUUAGCUAUCCUAACAACAGUAACUCAAAAGGCAAGUGCUGGAACGGCAAAAUGGGCCUGGCUUAGGCGAGGACUGUACUAUUUGAAAGCUGGUCAGCAUUCUCAAGCAGUGGCUGAUUUACAGGCAGCAUUAAGAGCAGACCCGAAGGACUUCAAUUGUUGGGAAUCAUUAGGAGAGGCAUACUUAAGCAGAGGAGGCUACACAACAGCCUUGAAAUCCUUCACGAAAGCCAGUGAGCUGAACCCAGAAUCGACAUACAGUGUGUUUAAGGUUGCAGCAAUACAGCAAAUCCUAGGCAAAUAUAAGGAGGCUGUAGCUCAGUACCAGGUGAUCAUUAAAAAGACAGAAGAUUAUGUCCCUGCUUUAAAAGGUUUGGGUGAAUGCCAUCUUCUGAUGGCAAAAGCAGCUCUAGUUGAUUAUCUUGAUGGAAAAGCCGUAGACUACAUAGAAAAAGCACUGGAAUAUUUUACUUGUGCUCUACAGCAUCGAGCGGAUGUGUCCUGCCUCUGGAAGCUAGCUGGGGAUGCUUGCACCUGUCUUUAUGCUGUCUCACCAUCUAAAGUGAAUGUUAAUGUUUUAAGAGUCCUUCUAGGUCAGAAAGAAGGAAAACAAGUAUUAAAGAAAAAUGAGCUCCUCCACCUUGGUGGAAGGUGCUAUGGCCGUGCAUUAAAACUGAUGUCUACAUCUAAUACGUGGUGUGAUCUUGGAAUUAAUUAUUAUCGCCAAGCACAGCAUCUAGCAGAAACAGGCAGCAAUAUGAAUGAUCUUAAGGAGUUGCUGGAGAAAUCUUUAAAUUGUCUGAAAAAAGCAGUGAGACUCGACAGUAAUAAUCACUUAUACUGGAAUGCUCUUGGUGUGGUUGCAUGUUACAGUGGUAUUGGAAAUUAUGCCCUUGCUCAGCACUGUUUCAUCAAAUCAAUCCAGUCAGAACAAAUUAAUGCUGUUGCAUGGACCAACUUGGGAGUGUUAUACUUCACAAAUGAAAAUAUUGAGCAAGCUCAUGAAGCUUUCAAAAUGGCCCAAUCCCUUGAUCCAUCUUAUUUAAUGUGCUGGAUUGGACAAGCUCUUAUUGCUGAGACAGUUGGAAGUUAUGACACCAUGGAUCUCUUCAGGCACACUACAGAACUCAAUAUGCAUACCGAAGGAGCAUUAGGUUAUGCAUAUUGGGUCUGCACAACAUUGCAAGAUAAAAGCAACAGAAAAACAGAGCUGUAUCAGUACAACAUCCUCCAGAUGAAUGCUAUUCCAGCAGCACAAGUUGUUUUGAAUAAAUACGUAGAAAGAAUUCAGAAUUAUGCUCCAGCUUUCACAAUGUUGGGUUACUUAAAUGAACAUCUGCAACUGAAAAAGGAAGCAGCAAAUGCAUACCAAAGGGCAAUUUUGUUGUCACAGACUGCAGAAGACCAAAAUACUUAUAAUGUUGCAGUAAGAAAUUACGGCAGAUUAUUAUGUUCCAUUGGUGAAUAUGAUAAAGCUAUCCAGGCUUUUAAGUCGACACCCCUUGAAGAGUUAGAAGACAUCACAGGGUUUGCAUUGGCUUUAUUCAUGAAGGGGCUUUAUAAAGAAAGCAGCAAAGCCUAUGAGAGAGCCUUGUCUAUCGUUGAAUUGGAGCAAGACAAAGCCCAUAUCUUGACAGCUCUGGCAAUAACUGAAUAUAAACAAGGAAAAAUGGAUGUAGCCAAGACAUUGCUAUUUAAAUGCUCUAUCUUAAAGGAACCAACCACAGAAAGCCUUCAAACCCUUUGUGCUCUAGGGUUGACAAUGCAGGAUGCUACACUGUCAAAAGCAGCACUUAAUGAGUUAUUGAAGCACAUCAAACACAAAGACAGUAAUUAUCAGAGAUGCCUUCUUACAUCAGCCAUCUAUGCGCUCCAAGGCCGCAGUGUGGCAGUGCAAAGACAAGCAUCUAAAGCUGUUCACAGUAACCCUGGUGACCCCGCUCUUUGGUCUCUGUUGUCUCGAGUUGUUGCACAGUAUGCUCAACGAAAUGCAAAGGGAGGUGUUGCAGCAGGAAAUGUGGCUCAUAUUCUGGACUCAAAUCACGGAAAGAAGGCGUUACUGUACACUACAGUAAAUCAGUUGGCUAUGGGAAGCAGUUCAGCAGAAGAUGAAAAAAAUAUUGCACUAAAGACCAUUCAGAAGGCAGCUCUCCUUUCUCCAGGUGACCCUGCUGUCUGGGCUGGGCUAAUGGCAGCCUGUCAUGCUGAUGAUAAACUGGCCCUAGUGAACAACACUCAGCCAAAGAGGAUGGAUUUAUACUUGGCACUGUUAUCUGCUGUUACUGCUGCAAUUAAAGACAAAAAAUUCUUUGAAAAUUACAACCAGUCUCUUGAAAAGUGGUCUCUCUCACAAGCUGUCACUAGUCUAAUAGACACAGGAAGAAUAUCUGAAGCUGAAACUGUCUGCACAAAGUUUUUAAAAAGUAACCCUGAUCAGCCAGCCGUUAUCUUACUUUUGAGACAAGUUCAGUGUAAACCACUCCUGGAGUCACAAAAGCCACUCCCAGAUGCUGUACUUGAAGAACUACAAAAAAUAGUCAUGUCCAACUCAACCUCUGUUCCAGCUUGGCAGUGGCUGGCACAUGUGUAUCAGUCCCAAGGAAUGAUGAGUGCUGCAGAGAUGUGUUACAGAAAGAGUCUACAAGUGGCAUCCCAACAGGGCAGUUGGAGUGGGAAGCUCUCAAGUCUGUUGAGACUAGCACUGCUUGCAUUAAAAGUCUGUAUGGCUAACAUUUCCAAUGAUCACUGGCCAUCUUUGGUUCAAGAAGCUACAACUGAGGCCUUGAAACUUUGCUUUUGUCCACUGGCUGUUCUUUUACAAGCUUUGUUACAAUUCAACCGCAAAAUGGGGGCAAGAGAGACUCGGCGUCUUUUGGAGAGAGUGGUAUAUCAGCCUGGCUAUCCCAAAUCUAUUGUAUCAACUGCACGUUGGUACCUACUGAGACACUUAUAUGCCAAAGAUGACUAUGAGCUUAUUGAUGUGCUGGUAAACAAUGCCAAAACCCAUGGAGAUGCAAGAGCAUUGGAACUGAAUCAGAGAUUGUCCUCACAAUAACAAUGUAUUAUUUUAUAGUAAGAAAGCGGAAAAAAAAGCUGUAAGAAUGAAGCAAUGAAUCAAGACUUUUUUCUGAAGCAACAUUUUUUUAAACUAUAUGUAUUCCUUUUCUAAAGGAAUCUAAAGAAGUUGAAGUUUUUAAGUUAGGGAUGCAAUUUUUCAUUAACUCUAAACCUGAUUUUAAUCUAAAAAAAAAAUUAAUUUGGAAAGAACGGAACAAAAGGAAAACCAUUCUCUUGAUUGCCUAAACAUCAUUUUUAAACCAUUAUUUUCUGCAUCUUGCAUGGUGCACAAUAGAAUAUAUCUUACUGUAAUCACUUACAAUAAAGCCUUAAUAGCCAUUUUCUAAGUAAUAUGCAAAAGCAGAUUAGCACAGUGCACAAUUUUCUUUUAUUGAAAAUCAAAUUCAAAGAUUUAAUUUCUGCUAUGAAUUCUAGAGUUCAAACCAACUCAUCAUAAAAUCCAAAUAAUUUUGUAACUUAUUUAUCUAGUGAUUCAUCUCAGAUUCUGUUGAAGAAAUAUAAUAUAAAUGUUGAUGAGUCUAGACUCUAAUGGAUAUGUUUAUAUAAUUCUGAACACUCAGGUGUGUGAAUGCAUUUAAAAACAUUAAUGAAAAAUAAUGCUGACAAUAUUUAAUUGAUCAUACAAUUCCUUCAAUUAUGAUGGAAAGACUUGAACUUUCUGAAAUAAAACCAAAAUACAGUGUCUUA
Messenger RNA from Sapajus apella (tufted capuchin), 5571 nucleotides. RefSeq names its product tetratricopeptide repeat domain 37 (gene SKIC3). The transcript is spliced from 42 exons. Gene Ontology annotation, cellular component: Ski complex. Lineage: Eukaryota; Metazoa; Chordata; Mammalia; Primates; Cebidae. Gene Ontology annotation, molecular function: protein binding. The coding region runs from base 26 to 4861 and encodes 1611 amino acids. The record is from RefSeq and is a predicted model, not a curated record.